This is a messenger RNA of Linum trigynum, 3462 nucleotides long. NCBI's taxonomy places the organism in Eukaryota, Viridiplantae, Streptophyta, Magnoliopsida, Malpighiales, Linaceae. The record is from the annotation of a GenBank genome assembly.
GCGAUUACACUUGGUCGCAGAUUGGUGUUGUGUUUUGGCGUGUCAAGUUUUUGGCGCCGUUGCCGGGGAACCCUCUAGGUUAUUGGGGAAACGUGAGAAUUUGUUACUCUAGCUUUUAUUUUCUGCUUUUUAUUUCUUCCACCUGUGUGCCUUCACGGGUUGUUUCUGCUGAUUGUGUGCAGGUAGUGCAUGACCCGUAGCCAGUCGGGAGAUCUACUACCACUAGACCAGGAGCUUGAACGAACCUGCAGAAACUUCAAGCGGGCUCUAAAGGCGCGACUGGCUGCGGAGGAGGCGCUAUCACAGCUGCAGUUAGAGGAGGAAGAAGAAGAGAUGGCUGAACCAGGGAACCAUGCUGUGAUCCCCGAGGAGCAGACCAUGGGCUCCUACUGGACCGCUAGGGCUGCGGACAUGAGGUCACCCAUUCAGCACCCUCAGGUCCCAGCCAACAACUUUGAGGUGAGCACCUCCGUGAUCACCAUGCUGCGCGGUUCAGUAGUGUUCCGUGGUAAGGAGGGAGAGUGCCCUCGAUCACAUCUCAGGCGAUUCCACGAGCUCAUCGAUGGAAUCAAGAUCAAUGGGGUACCAGCAGAUGCCAUCCAGCUGAGGUACUUCCCAUUCACUCUGGAGGGGCAGGCCAAGGAGUGGCUAGACACUCGAUCUCCGGGCUCCAUCACCACGUUCGCCAACCUGGCGGACAAGUUCCUCACCCGCUACCAUCCUCCAUCCAAGACAGCUGACCUGCAGAAGCAAAUUACACAUUUUGCUCAGGAUGAGGAUGAGACCAUCAGGGAUGCAUGGGAGAGGUACAACAGUCUUUUCCUCAGGUGUCCCAAUCAUGGUUUCAACGAUGCGUUCAAGGUGGGCACCUUCUAUCACGCCCUCUUCCCGGAGGACAAGCAGCUGAUCGAUUCGGUUUGUGGCGGGAACAUGCUGACCAAAACCCCGCCACAGCUGAAUCAACUCUUUGAAGAGAUGGCGGAGAAUGGUUAUGAUUGGGGCACUGCCAGGAGAUCGAGGAGAGCACCAGGCCGGGGUGUGCAUGCUGUGGGCACCCAGUCCUCCGAUUUGGUGCAGGUAGUAUCGAAGCUGGUCUCAGCUAUCGAUUGUUCCGGGAUGAUUCCAGGGACCGGACAGCAGCAGGCGAUGCUCUGCCAGUGGUGCGAGAGCACCCAUCAUAUGGUGGAAGACUGCCAGGCGAUGAAGGAAUCGACCACACCCCAGGAGCAGGUGAACUUCAUCAACAAUGUCAGGCGCAAUGACCCCUACAGCAACACGUACAAUGAGGGGUGGCGCCAGCAUCCUAACUUCUCCUGGGCUGGGCCAAAUCCCAGACCACCAGCUCCACAGGGACCACCGGGCUUCCAGAGGCCACCAUAUCAGCCCAGACAGGGGCAAUUCCAGCAGCCAGGUGCAGCCCCUGCUGCCCCAGUGCAGAAUGAUCAGAUGGCUGAACUGCGGGACUUGGUGGGUUCUCUUGCCAGUGUUAGUGCUCAGAAAUUCAACACCUUUGAGCAAUUCAUGAAGAAGGCCUCGGGUCAACUCCUGGCUCUGGAAGCUGGUCAGAGGAAUACACGGGCUGUUUUGCAGGAUAUCCAGACCCAGCUGGGGAGCGUGGCCCAGGCAGUGGCUCAAAGGGCUCCUGGUACUCUACCAGGGCAGACCAUCCCUCACCCGCCGACCCCGAAUGAGCGCUGCAAUGCCAUCAUGACCAGGAGUGGCAAGAUGACUGUUGAUCCCCCUGCUCGGGAACCGGAGAAAGAAAGCCCUGUCUUAGCGGCUUCAGCGGUUGAACAGGAAGUAGAGAAGGAAGUUGAGGUGCCUGCACCUAAACCGCAACCAGUAGUGAAGGAGUAUGUCCCUAAACUCCCUUUCCCUACUCGGUUGCACAAAGACAGGCUGGAGGCAGAGUUCGAGAACUUCAUGGCCAUGCUUAAGAAGCUGAAUGUCCAAGUGCCCUUCCUGGAGGCACUAUCGCAAAUGCCAAAGUAUGCGAAGUUUCUGAAAGAGCUUCUCUCAAAGAAGCAGAAGCUGAGUGAGCUGGCCACGGUAGAGCUCAGCGAGGAAUGCUCGGCUAUUCUGCAAAACAAGCUUCCGCAGAAGAAGAAGGACCCAGGUAGUUUUACUAUCCCGUGCUCUAUUGAUAAAUUGCAUGUAGAGAAGUCCUUGGCGGAUUUAGGUGCUAGUAUCAAUGUUAUUCCAUAUAAAUUGUUCAUGAAACUAGGCCUAGGUGAACCCCGUGCUACUAGGAUGACCCUUCAAUUAGCUGACAGAUCUGUAGUGCAUCCUAGGGGUAUAGUGGAAGACCUUCUGGUUAAGGUUGGCAAAUUCACAUAUCCCGUGGAUUUUGUUAUCUUGGACAUCAGUGAGGACACAGAAGUGCCUCUUAUACUGGGAAGGCCUUUCCUGGCCACCGCCAAGGCUCUCAUAGAUGUGCAUGAUGGGACCUUAGUUUUGAGGGAUGGCGAGGAGCGAAUAACGUUUUCUGUUGCUGAUACUAUACCUGCUUCGUCACCUCUGCAUGCUGUAUCUCACCAGGAGCACGAGUCUGUCGUGUAUCCUUCUGUGCUGCCUAUUUUGCAGGAACCGCCUCCCACACCUUCGCCGCCACUCCGGACCACUCCGUCACCCAAAGAACAGAUCAAGGAGGAGUGGCGGCCGAAACUGCAGGCAGCUAAGCCUGCUCGAAAGGAAGCCGGAGACCACUAUGAGCUGGUCCCGCCCCCUCCUUGGCCAUCCGAGUAUUCACUCGCUUGCAUCCUACCGGAUGGCCAAGUUGAGCUGGCGAAUGCAGGUGGCCACAUUCGUCGCGUGCAUGGCCACCAUUUGAAGCUGUACCUCAAGAGCGAUGUGGAUCCGCUCUUGAAGGCACCUGAUCCUACACUUCCCUGAGCAUCCAUACUGGCGUCCAGCUAAAAGACGGUAAAGAAGCGCUUGUGGGGAGGCAACCCCACCGAGGUUUGCAUUUUCUUACUCUUUUUCCUUUGAUUUUGUGUGUUUUUGAGUCUUGGGACGUUGAUCCAGAGUUACGUGUCGUUUUUGAGCGAAAACAGGUUGAUUUCGCGACUCCAACAAGUCGCACGGCCAGGACCACAACUUGCACGGCCGUGCGGGAACCCCCCUUGGCCGUGCGAGCUCUCGGCCAAAAGCGCACGGCCAAAAGCGCAUAUUGCACGGCCGUGCGCCCGUCCUGGCCUGACCGUGCGUCUUGCACGGGCACCAUAAUGCCUCGCAUGGCCGUGCGGGUAUUCCCCCUUGGCCGUGCGAGCUCUCGGUAAGGAUGGCACGGCCAUAUGUGCCAGGUGCACGGUCGUGCGCUUCUCCUCGGCCAGGCCGUGUCGGCUGCACGGGCAAAAACCAGCCUUGCACGGCCGUGCGCCCCUGCCCGUGCAGCAGAUGCACGGCCUAUUUUUAUGGCCUGCACGGCCAUUGUGGUCAGAAAACUAAAACCACUCGCCGGAA